This is a messenger RNA of Fonsecaea erecta, 1563 nucleotides long. RefSeq lists its product as hypothetical. The coding region runs from base 1 to 1563 and encodes 520 amino acids. The record is from RefSeq and is a predicted model, not a curated record. The transcript has a single exon. Gene Ontology annotation, biological process: transmembrane transport. NCBI's taxonomy places the organism in Eukaryota, Fungi, Ascomycota, Eurotiomycetes, Chaetothyriales, Herpotrichiellaceae. Gene Ontology annotation, molecular function: transmembrane transporter activity.
AUGUCCGUCGACCUCGAGAAGAAGCCUGCCACGCCGCCUCCGCACGAGAAACAGGUUGCCCAAGACGUCGACGGCGAGCGGGACGUCGUUGCCACGUAUGACAGCCCCUUCGAUCUGCCGGUAUGGCGGAAAUGGGUCAUGACCACACUCCUGGCGCUGAUGACCACGGCCGUCACCUUUGCGAGCUCGGUCUGGUCGGCCACCAUCGCCGUGACGUCCAAGGAGUUCAAUGUCAGUGAAACGGUGUCCCUCUUGGGCGUGUCGCUGUAUGUCUUGGGAUUUGCUGUUGGUCCCAUUGUUUGGGGUACGUACGCCGCUCUGCAGUCCAUUGAGGAUAUCUUCUCGAUAUUUCUCCCCGAGUCAUUCGCGCUGGAUGCUGACCUGACGGUGUGGUUGUGUAAAGGUCCCCUGUCCGAAUUUAAAGGCCGUCGGUUACCACUCUUUUCAGCUUUCUUCGUGUGGACACUCCUCCAAGUACCGAUCGGGGUGGUCAACAAUCUGCCUGCACUUCUUGUAUGUCGCCUGUUAGCCGGCUGCUUUGGGGCGUCGCCUCAGGUCCUGGUCGGUGCCACCUUCGCAGAUUUCUGGGAGCCGGCGGAGCGUGGCGUCGCUACCGCUGUCUACUCGUCCGCGGUCUACGUUGGGCCUACGCUGGGCCCCAUCUUUGGAGCCCUGAUCACCGAAAGCAGCCUCGGUUGGCACUGGACGGGCUGGAUUUCCCUCAUCCUGGGCGUCGUGGUUGGAGUUCCGGCAUUCCUCUUCGUCCCCGAGACGUAUGGGCCGAUCCUCCAGCAGAGAGCAAACAAGAAACUCCACUUGGCACGGGGCCCGUCGGCGUUGGCCGACCAAAACGUCAAGCAACCUCCAGCCUUUUCGGAAUUUGUCCACAGGUAUAUGUUCAAGCCGGCGGUCAUGUUCUGCGUCGAACCGAUGCUCAUGGUCAUGGCGUUGUAUAUUGCCAUCGUCUACGGAAUCCUCUAUCUGACCUUCUUCGCGUUUCCCUACAGCUUCGUCCAGGUCCGAGGCUGGGAUCCUCGUGUCGGGACUCUCCCAUUUUUGAGCAUCCUGACCAGUGUGAUCGUAUCUUCGGUCGGGGUGGCCGUAUAUUCGACAAAAUAUUAUCGUCCCCGGCUCCGGGCCCGGGGCUCAGUCUUGCCUGAGGACCGUUUGCCGUUGGUCAUGCUGGGCAGCCUCAUUUUGCCCGUUGGGCUCUUUUUCUUCGCCUGGACGUCGUCCCGGCACAUCUCGCCGGUGCCGCAAAUCAUCGCCGGGUUUUUCAUCGGCAGCGGCAUCAUGCUCAUUUUCACCAACGCCGUGGCCUUUCUGGUGGACAUCUACCUUCAGUCAGCCGCCAGUGCGAUGGCGGCCAGCACGAUCGUGAGGAGUCUGGUGGCGGCUGGUUUUCCGUUGGCGGCGCCUCGCAUGUACAAAUCUUUGGGUGUUGCAUGGGCUACGAGCGUUUUGGGUUUCCUGUGCACGUUGGCCAUCCCGGCGCCGUUUCUCUUCUACAGAUAUGGGCGGAGACUGCGGCAGAUGUCGCGGUUUGCUCCGACGCCAGACUAA